Ciona intestinalis (vase tunicate) is the source of this 1151-nucleotide messenger RNA. Lineage: Eukaryota; Metazoa; Chordata; Ascidiacea; Phlebobranchia; Cionidae. The record is from RefSeq and is a predicted model, not a curated record.
CCUAUUCUCCAUGUUUCAGCUGGUAAAAUAUAAUCAUUACACCACAUAAUGUUAACGCCUCAUUAACAUGGGGGGUUCGUUAUCUGGAUCGUGCGUUUGUGGACGAAAUGUUGUCAAUAUUAAUGGGAAGAAAUAUUUCUUCCAAGAUAAUGUUGGGGAAGGUGGUUUCAGUUACGUUGAUUUAUUGGAAGAAGCAAAGUCCGGACAGUUUGUUGCGCUAAAGAGGAUUGUCUGCCACGAUAAGAAGGCGGAGAAUGAAGCGUUGCAGGAAGCCGAAUAUUGUCGGAUGUUUCAACACGAGAACAUUCUUCCGUUGAUCGAUCAUUGCUUGAAAUCCAAACCAAGAUUGUCAGAGGUUUGGUUAAUCUUUCCUUUCUAUAAGAGAGGAACCUUAUAUGAUGAAUAUCAAAGGUUGUCAUCCACCAACCAACACAUACCAAGUAAACGCGUGUUAAAGUUAUUUCAUGGGAUUUGUAAAGCUGUGGAAGUGUUUCAUCAACAUCAACCUGUAGCUGUUGCUCACAGAGACAUUAAGCCAGCCAAUGUUUUAUUAUCUAAUGAAGACACUCCAAUAAUAAUGGACCUUGGAUCUGUAGCUCCUGCUAAAGUGGAAAUCAAGAGUUUUAAAGAUGCUCAAGCACUGCAGGACCUCGCAGCAGAGAGAUGCACGAUGCCGUUUCGAGCACCUGAGUUGUUUCAAGUUCCAAUUCAUUCAACCAUUGAUGAGAAAGUUGAUAUUUGGUCACUAGGAUGCGUCCUAUACAGCCUAAUGUACUUGGAAGGCCCAUUUGAUCAAGUAUGGCUGAAGAAAGAUUCCGUGGCGCUUGCUGUCCAAAACAAGAACUUGCAUUUCCCUAACAAUGACAAGUAUUCCCCUGAACUAAAACAGCUCGUUCGAACUUUGAUGGAAGUUGAGCCAACGAAACGGCCGAACGUAAUGUGGACGAUCGAUCAAAUUGAACAACUUUUAUCAAACGAAUCACUUGUUGUUUGACAGCGAGGUUCGUUACGGACCAACACCACCAUACAUGCAUAUAUAGUAGUUAGGGGUGCCUGAGGUAAAAUUUUAAUCAACGUUUGAAACAGGGGUGACAUCAUAUGUUUUAGCAACAUGAUUUUAGGCUUAAAAUAGCAUUUUACCCUGCUGUUAG